Plasmodium adleri (nom. inval.) is the source of this 654-nucleotide messenger RNA. Its product is annotated as gamete antigen 27/25. The record is from RefSeq and is a predicted model, not a curated record. Bases 1 to 654 code for a protein of 217 amino acids. Lineage: Eukaryota; Apicomplexa; Aconoidasida; Haemosporida; Plasmodiidae. The transcript has a single exon.
AUGAGUAAGGUGCAAAAGGAUAGUACCAAGCCCUUGGAUAAUUUUGGAAAUAUCCAUGAUUAUCACUAUGAACAUGAAACUCAUGCCCCUCUCUCCGUUCGUAUUAGAAAAGUUGGGGAUAUAGAGUUUCAUGCCUGCAGCGAUUACAUUUAUUUGUUGAUGACCCUUAGUAAAGAUCCUGAGAAGUUUAAUUUUGCUCUUAAGGAUAGGGUUAGUAUCAGGAGAUAUGUUCGCAAGAAUCAAAAUAGGUAUAACUAUUUUCUUAUUGAAGAACAUGUCCAAGAUAACAUUGUCAACAGAAUAAGUGAUCGUUUAAUUUCUUUUUGUACCGACAAAGAAGUUACCGAAGAUUACAUUAAGAAAGUUGACGAUUACUUAUGGGUUGAACAAAGAGUAAUAGAAGAAGUUUCUAUUAAUGUUGAUCAUGCAAGAGAAGUUAAGGAGAAGAAGCGUAUCAUGCAUGAUAAGAAAUUGGUCAGAAUGUUAUUUGACACCUAUGAAUAUGUCAAGGAUGUUAAAUUUACAGAUGAUCAAUAUAAGGAUGCAUCAGCAAGAGUAAGUCAAUUUCUUCUUGAUGUUGUUGAUUCUUAUAUAUUCAAGCCAAUACCUGCUUUACCCGUAAAACCUGAUGAUCCACAUCACAACAAUGUUUAA